UGGAUGCUAAUUUUGAUGUACAGUUCCCUCCGAAACUAUUGGAACACGAGGCCGAGUCAUUAGACGUCUGGGUUCGAGAUGAGAAGAUGGAGAUGAGACGAGAGUUCAGGAUUUCAGUUUUUAUUUCCUGGUGUUUAUGUCUAGACGUGUUAAACACCAUAAAACACAACCUUCCGUAUCAGAACACACCAUUUUUAGUUGAGCAAAAGUAUAGGAACAGAUCAGUCUUAAGGUAAGUAAAUAACACUAAAUAAUUGGUUGCAUUUCCCGUACCUGAAAUAACUGCAUCAAUCCUGUAACUCACUGACACCGUGAUGUUUUAAGAGUGGAUCUGAUGCAUGUCUGAUCUAGGACCACAUACGACACUGGCUAAGGUCUGAUUUGAAAUGAUCCAGCAGUUGGGAAAAGAAUCAGAUCUGUGUGACAUUCAGGCAGAAAAUCAGAUGUGAUGAAGAAAAUAAAGAGAUUGUGUAAGUCACUCUGGAGAAGAGGUACACAGUUGUAGUUUGUCUUUCGGCUGUGUAGCACGGACACCAGCGCUCUUGAGGAAAAUGUGUAACUACAAUGACUGAGGAGAAUAAAAAUUGUUGAUCGACACUGACGCUGUUUCUAAUCACUGCAUGAGUCGCGCAGUAGGUUCUCCUGGAGUUCCAGACAUGUUUGGAGCUGUGUGUAAUUGUUUCAUGUGGCGUCGUGUGUUCUUUAUAUCGUGUGUGUUCUUUCCUUAUCUUUGAUUCUGUGUUUGAACAGUUGAUCGUGUAGCUUCCUGUUUGUAGGAGGACGGACACAGUAACGUAGCUCUGCUGAUCACGCCUGCCUCGUGUUGUCUGUAUAAAGUCUCUGACUCUGAGACUCUUCUGCACUCGUCGUUCAGUGAACAUUGUGUUCCUCUGCUACGUCUGCGUCCAUCAUGAAGUUCCUCAGUGUGGUUCUCCUUCUGCUUCCACUCUCGCUCUGUUUGGCUGUAGUCGUGGAUGAUUUUACUGUGAGCUGUCCAGGGUUCUUCGCUACUCCGAAUCAUGUCGUUUCUCCUCCUACGGGUUUUACUGGGACUCAGUAUAAACGGAUCUGUCAAACUCUAAAUAAUAAAGCUGAAUUCGCGACACUUUAUGACACGACGUACAGGAUCCCAGUUUACUCAGCAUACAGGUUUACCGGACUAAUGAAGUGUAACAGAUUGGACAAGUGGCAUACUGAACCUGAGCUGGAAGUUGGAAUGCAGGAUCAAAACCAGAAAACUUGUCUAGUUAAUCAGGCUGUGAACGGAGAUUAUAAAUAUUCUGGCUAUGAUAGAGGACACCUGGCUCCAGUUUUCCAUGCCACCUCACAGGACUGUGCUGAUGCCACCUUCACGCUGACCAACGCUGCUCCACAGAUCCACUUAUUCAACCAGAAAUGGUCUGAUUAUGCAGAGAGUACCGUGGCUAAUGUACUGAAUACAGAUUGCAUUAAUGUAGGCCUGCGUGCAUUUGUAGUAACUGGGGUUGUGCCGGAUAAUAAAAAAAUGAAUAAUAGAGUGCAAAUUCCCAGUCACUUCUGGACGGCAUUCUGCUGCCUUGAUAACAAUAAUAAAACUAUACGCUCAAGUGCAUAUUAUGGAGAAAAAGAUGAGUCUGAAAAAGAAAAGAAUGAGUCUGUAAAAGAAAAGGAUGAGUUUGUAGUGUAUCGGUGGAGUGUGAAGGACAUGGAGACAGAGUUAACACAGCUGUAUAAGAUACAUGUCAAUAACAUCCCUGAUUUCCGCUUCACUUUGUUUGCUGGAAAAUGUUAUACAGAAACUGAACCAAUGGAAAAACAAUUAGUUGAAAAGCCAGCAAAGCGUAAAAAAGGAACCAAAUACUGUAAAUCAAAUAAACGUCGAAAAUUGUAAAGAAAUUUAAAGCAGGAACGAUGUUGAACUAGUGGAAAGUCAGAGUGUUGAAUGGUUUCAGCGUCUGUCCUGUAUGUUUCCCAUUCAGUGGAACAACUUCUACACACAUACACUUAAAAAAAUGAAAACUAAUCAGAAAUCACUCAUGUGUUGAUUGACAUGUUGUUGUACUUUUAAUCAGUUUAUUUCUGUCACUAAAUUGGGAUCAGAUCAUUUAUCAUGAAUCACUGAAUUGCAGUUUGAUUUUCUGCAGAAUUCGACAUCAAUAAAGAGCAUCCAAUUAAA
This is a messenger RNA of Ictalurus punctatus (channel catfish), 2155 nucleotides long. RefSeq names its product endonuclease domain-containing 1 protein-like. Bases 911 to 1870 code for a protein of 319 amino acids. The transcript is spliced from 2 exons. The record is from RefSeq and is a predicted model, not a curated record. NCBI's taxonomy places the organism in Eukaryota, Metazoa, Chordata, Actinopteri, Siluriformes, Ictaluridae. Gene Ontology annotation, molecular function: metal ion binding; nucleic acid binding; hydrolase activity.